Molecule: messenger RNA, 1069 nt
Organism: Schistocerca americana (American grasshopper)
Lineage: Eukaryota; Metazoa; Arthropoda; Insecta; Orthoptera; Acrididae
Product: translocator protein-like
Exons: 2
Coding region: 96-596 (166 amino acids)
Cellular component (GO): mitochondrial outer membrane
Source: RefSeq, a predicted model, not a curated record
GCGGCGCGGAGCAGUCGAAUGUGCAGAGUCACGGUGCGAGGGGCGGCGAGCGGACGCUGGCUGCCGGCAGUGUGUUCCGCGUGCUCGGCAGCGAGAUGCACGUCUCGUGCCCGGCCGUGAUGGCGUGCGCCUUGCCGUACACGGUGCCCGUGCUGCAGGCGGCCGUGUUCCGCACGCUGAUGCGCUCCGACUGGUACGACCGCCUGAGGAAGCCGCGGUGGACGCCGCCCCGCUGGGCGUACGCGCCCGUCUGGAGCGCCCUGUACGCCGGCAUGGGGUACGCCUCGUACCUCGUCUGGAAGGACGGCGCCGGCUUCCAAGGCCCGGCGAGGCUGCCCCUGGUGCUGUACGGCUCCCAGCUGGUGCUCAACUGGCUGUGGGGCCCCAUCUUCUUCGGGGCGCGCAACAUCCCGUGGAGCCUGGUCGACAUCACGCUGCUGUGGGCCAACGUGGCGGCCUGCGGAUACUCCUUUUACGGUAUCAACGCCGUCGCCGGCUACCUCUUCGUGCCCUACUUCCUGUGGAUGACUCUGGCGACUGACCUCAACUACCAGAUCUACAAGCUCAACUGCACGGAUAAAGGCAGCAAGGACUAGCGCACCGAUCUGUAACAUCCGGAGUCCCGUGGCGGCUAGCAGGUUUGGUAGGUAUACUGUACUGAGAAAAUGUUAAAAAAUAUUGUUCUCUGCUUCCUCCUCUCGUAACUGUUCUCGCUCAAUUCCAUUGUAUAUACUUUCUUAAUAUCUGGCAGUGUGGCGCUAUAGCUACGAACAACUUUUCACUUAUUAUGCUGCGAUUUUAUGAGCCGAGCCGAUCACAGAUUAAAUUGAUGGAGCACGUAAGUGAACCCUUCCUUCACGUCCCGCUGGUGAAGAUAUAUCGAUACCAGUGGUGAAGAUAUUUCUUUCUGUAGCACUCCACCUACAUUCUAUUGCUGUCGUUUGACUUUCUCUCGGUAAUCUCGUACGUGCACCUGUUAGGGAGAGUGUAAUGUACAACUCUACAAUAAAGUCCACAGCAAAUAUUCUCUCUUUGCCACUCAUAAUAACCUGCUGCUCAAUAUAUAUAU